Molecule: messenger RNA, 1294 nt
Organism: Hevea brasiliensis (rubber tree)
Lineage: Eukaryota; Viridiplantae; Streptophyta; Magnoliopsida; Malpighiales; Euphorbiaceae
Product: dof zinc finger protein DOF2.1
Exons: 2
Coding region: 248-1096 (282 amino acids)
Biological process (GO): regulation of DNA-templated transcription
Molecular function (GO): DNA-binding transcription factor activity; DNA binding
Source: RefSeq, a predicted model, not a curated record
UUACUGAUGCAUAUGCUACUGUGUGUUCUUUUGUUUAAUUUGCUCUCUUUCUUUCUCACUUUAAUUACCUUUGAGUUUCUUUUCCCUUUUUCAAAUUUCUUUCAUACUUUCCAUCUCUUGAGGGAUUUGUUUGGAGUUUUUGGCUUCUAAUGAGCUCAUAUUUGUGUUUGGGGAUGGAGGAGAUUAAAAAAUGGAUCGCUAGAAAUUUUAUUUUCUUUUUUUUUUCCUCAUUAAAAAGAAAAGGGAAAUGCCCUCACAUUCACUGGAAAACAUGCUAGUUUGCUCAAAACCCCAUCAAGAGAGGAAACCAAGACCUCCACCAGAACAGGCUCUCAAGUGUCCAAGAUGUGAUUCCAACAACACCAAAUUUUGCUACUACAACAACUACAGCCUUUCUCAGCCAAGGUACUUCUGCAAAUCAUGCAGGAGGUAUUGGACCAAAGGGGGCACACUGAGAAAUGUUCCGGUGGGUGGAGGCUGCAGGAAGAACAAAAGAUCAUCAUCAUCAAAGAAAUUCCAAGAUCAUCAGCAAUUAACUCCUAAUACCAACCCACUCGCUAGCCUCCCACCUUUAGCUUAUGACUCCAUUGACCCCAGUCUUGCCUUUGGUAGGCUCCAAAAGCAGUCUAGUGGGCAGCUAGGGUUUGAUGAGCAUGAUUUGUCUAUCUUGGGAAACCCAAACAACACCCGUUGUGAUAUGCUUGAAAACCCUAGCAUUCACACUUCAGCUGCAACUCCUUUUCUUGAUGCUCUAAGAAGUGGGUUUCUUGACGCCCAAUGCAGCAACUUCCAAAAUUUGUACAAUGGGUAUGGAAAUAGGAACGUAGGUGAGGUGGAAAAUAGUGGGGUUUGUGCUAGUGGAGAAAUGAUGAUGCCCUACGAAGAUAUGAGUUGUGCAGCCACACAAGCUGUGACAGUGACAACAAUGAAGCAAGAAUUGUGCAGUGGUAGAGAAGAUGAAAAUAAGGUUUUAUGGGGAUUCCCAUGGCAGCUCAAUGGAAAUGUGAUUGGUGGGGAUCUUGAUCCAGGAAGAGAAACCUGGAAUGGAGGACUUGGUUCAACUUGGCAUGGACUUCUUAACAGUGCCCUAAUGUAGUGCACCCAAUUUGUUAAUUUCACCUAGCUAGCCUUAUAAAAAAAAAAAAAAAAAAUCUGCAAGAAAGCAUAGAUAUCAGACUAAAAUAUCAGUUUUAGGCCCCCUUGAGAGUUUUGUGUUAAGAGCUAUGAUUCAUCACCUGAAUCAUGCAUCUCUCUAUUUUGAAUUAUUAUUAUUAAUUAUAUAUUUUUUUUCUUC